This is a messenger RNA of Daktulosphaira vitifoliae (grape phylloxera), 3047 nucleotides long. RefSeq lists its product as uncharacterized. The record is from RefSeq and is a predicted model, not a curated record. The transcript has a single exon. Lineage: Eukaryota; Metazoa; Arthropoda; Insecta; Hemiptera; Phylloxeridae. Bases 2122 to 2610 code for a protein of 162 amino acids.
AAAAUCCGGAACAACUAUUAUGGUAUUAUUAUUAUUAUUUUUAUCGCUGUUGUGUACAAACAACGCACAUGGAGGUGUAGCGGUGACAUUCGAUUUUGUUUUGACCACACGUGUUGGCGUGUCGAGUCAACGAAAAACAGCUACGAUAACAAUAGAAGUAUAAACAAGCCGUGGGCCUGUAAUGAAUUCAAUCGCGAUAUUGUUUCAAAACAGGCAGCAAAAUAAAGAAACUUUCGAUUGAUCAAUCAGGUAUUUGGUAACAGCGUCAAGCACUUGGGUGUAUACGUUCGACCAGAGGUUGUUCAAUGUGAUUAUUUUGAAGGAAUUUUCGCUUUUCGAAUUACAUUUCAGGUAAUGGCUCGUGGAUUCCGUUUAUAGCCAAUAACUACCAUAUAAAUAGGUACAGGUUUUUGCGAAGUCAUUGAGUAGAUACGACUUGCGAGAUGAAUCGAUUCGAUGGUGAAACACCCAUAUGUCCGGACUCUAAAUGGUCUUCAAUGCUUUUGAAUGGCCUCAACGUCACUUAUAUCGUAGUUGUUAUGAAUCACAUAAUCGUUGGUCAGUUAAUACAACCACGCUGCCCGUAAAAGGCGACGGAAUACGUUACAAUGCGACACAUUAUUAUGGUUGUCGUUUUUAAUGGAAUCCGAUCCUUUGUAGCGAAAAAAUGGUUUUUCAUUGGCUUCGUCAAUACAAACUCAACGGUCAGAUGAUAAUUUGACAAUUGUCGAAUUUAAAAACCUAAAUUGCUUCCAAAAAGGUCCAAUUCAAUUUUUGGUAUAGAUGACACUCUUAAAUUCAAGUUUACGGGUUUUUUCUUUUAUUAUACUUAUCAUGGCCAAGGACGAAUUAUAUUAUUCGUAUAUUCAAAAACAUUACGGAACAUUUUAUGAGAUAGUACUCAGAAGCACAUUUGUUGAGCAACGCCCAGUUACGGUUGUGAUACGGUUGCCAGAGUUAUGUUCGGUGUUGUUUAGCAAUGCCGUUAAAGGCAUUAUGUCGACCCUUAGUUUAUUAUUACUCGGUAUUCUUAAUUAUACAGCUCGUAGCAAUGCCGUUGGCGACAAACAUCAUAAUAGUAAAAAUAAAAAGUUAUUUUAUCCCUUUUUUCGAUGUAUCGUUUUACACGCUUACGGUGCAAUCCAGUGAUAUUUGUCGGUGAACGUUCAAACGAUCAGGAGAGACAUAAAACCGAAAUUAAUCAGAUAAAUCGCCAAAUUAGUUAAAACUCGUUCCGCCGUCUCGAUGUCAUGUCCGCAAUCAUUUACCAACCACAGUUAUUUAUCUGCCCGGUAAAUAACUCUGACCUUAAUGUCGUCUAUGGGUAUGAAAAAGGGUUAGGAAUGUGUUAAGUCGAUAACGGCGGUUUCGGUUUUUUCGGCUCUGCGUACAGUUUAUAUACGAUGUGUAAGAUACCCCCUGUGUACCAAUUCCACGAUGAUCCCUUUCUGGAGCACGAGCUACUUGUCCGAUGGUCACGUUAAGGGUAACUCGGGCCAAGAAGACCCGUGAAGACGUGUUAACGGUCGGAAAAAAGGGAAAUGAGACAGAUACAGUUUUGGAUGUUCAACAUAAUACAGCAAUAAUAAUAAUCUGGUUGGCAAGAAAAGGGUCCCGUGAUGUUACGGUAUUGUGCGUGUCCGAACGGGUCUAAGACGUACAGGGUAAAUCUUUCUAAAAGAGAUGGAAAAAAAUUAUGCGAUGCGAUACGGGAGAGGUGUGGGGUAUUGGCGGUCAUGGGCGAGGGCGUUGGUUUUUUGGGCGCAGGUGUUGUUUGGUGUGUGCGAGGGUCGUCCGCGUAUGCCAUCUGCCGCCCUUGCCAUGGGAUCGCUAGAAUCCAUCGUUUCUCACGGUCCGCGCGCAACAACCCAACGACACAACCGCAUCUGCUAGCACCUGCCUAUCUGCGGGUCACCCUCCUAUAUAAGCGCCCUUGGACCGUUCCAUUGGCAUCAGUCUGCAUUCGAACUGCCUAUCGUUCACAACCACAUUUUCUAAACGUUUUUACUCGCUUCGCCGUCUCAUCACUGUGCUAGCGUUAGUGUUGUGCGUGCUCUCUGCAAAUCAGUGCGACUACUUUUAUCGUUUUUCAAUUGUCUUAUCAUUGAAAUAAACACAGCCAUGGCUUACUUAUCAAACAGUUUCGACUUCGAACACUUGCAAAACUCAACCAACUGGGAAGUGAUUCAGAAAAAACGCUCUUUCGUCUCAAGAAAAGUGCACAAAAUCAAUAAGGUAAUAAAACCAAUUAUUCGUGCACUUUGCCGCCGCAACGCGGUCACUCCAGUUCAAGGCUCAGCCCUCGAUCCACGGGGCCUGUCACCGGAAGAACUCGAGAACCUUCAAAACGAGUACAUCGAACGGAAACUAUCUCAAGCCGUUGUGUACGACGAAGAUGACUAUUACUCAGAUACCGUUAGCAUCGAGUCCGGUUUGGGCCUAUCAUUCGAAGAGCUCAGACAACCCGAACAGCAAUUACUGUCACUGUUGCCCGAAGCCCACUACUAUAUGUCAAGGGACUUCUGGUUCGAAUCCGACAUCAGAACCUUGGGACAGCCUUCAUUCACCAGACAACAAAUGGCCCAGAGGCAACAACCGUACGUACAUUAAUAACGCAAUAAUUUGUUGUUGUGGUUGUUUUGUUUUCGUUGUGAUAACCCAUUGGUCUUUCAAUUGCUCAAUUAUUAUUAGAUUUUUAAAUAUAAUGUUUUUUUAGCGUAUUGCUCUGACAAUACGAGAUCUCUUUUAUAAAAGAAUAAUAUUUUAUAUUUUUAUAUUGUAAGACUUUACCACCUCGAUGUGUUCUAGUACAAAUUUAUUAUUAUAUAAACGAUACUAUUUGCUUAUAUUUUUAUAUGUAUAUUUAAACGAUAAAUACGCCUUGCUAGACUUUAAACAAUGUAUUUUAAAUGCAUUAUCUUAUAAUGACUUUUCUUGCUAUAAAAAAAUGAAUUUGUAUUUUUUUCCAUGAUACUAUAUUUACAUUAUUAUUUAAGUUUGUGAUAAUAUUUAAUUGUUUUUUAACGGCGUUUCUGUGAUUGUUUGAA